AUGUUUUCCAAAGCCAAUCCAUUUGAUGACAUUGUCGCGUCUGCCACGGAUGAAAAUCUCACAUCCGAGAAUUGGGAACUCCUUCUUGGUGUCUGUGACAAAGUCUCCCGAAGUUCAACCGACGGUGCUCGAGAUUGUGUGAAUGCUCUUCAGAAGCGGUUUACCCAUCGAAGUGCCAAUGUGCAACUGUAUGCUUUGACGCUCGCCGAAGCGUUAGUGAAAAAUUGCGAUGUCACUGUGCACCGUGAAAUCUCUUCACGCUCAUUUACCAACGCGCUGAAGAAACUGAUCCAAGAUAGAUCUACCCAUGAAAGUGUUCGUAAACGAGCAUUAGAAUUUAUUCAAAUGUGUUCCUAUGAAUUCAGAGCCAAUGCCAGUCUGGGACUCAUGAAUGAAGUCUAUCACUCUUUACGAGCCGAAGGCGUCCAAUUUCCUUCCCCUCAAAAGCCGAAAAAGGAAUACACUCAGUCAGAGCUGGACAAACAGAAAGAGGAAGAAGAAUUACAGUUGGCACUUGCGCUGUCACUCUCGGAAUCAGAAAAGCGAUCAUCCUACAAGACAAAGGAAUCGGAGAAUGCCGAGCCCACGAUCUCCAGAGUACGUGCGCUUUACGAUUUCCAGCCGACAGAGCAAGGCGAAUUGGGAUUUCAAAAGGGCGAUAUUAUUCGUGUGAUUGAAAGUGUCUAUCGCGACUGGUGGAAGGGAGAAUUGCGUGGCAAGACGGGCAUUUUCCCCGUCAACUAUGUGGAAAAAAUCGUGGAUCGAUCACCGGCGGAUCUCAUGAAAGAAGCCCAGAUGGAAGCGGAAGUGAUGGGAGAAAUUCGUAACGUAGAACGGUUACUGGAGAUGCUGAACACCAUUGAUCCUCGCAAAGAUUCCUUCUCUGAUGACACCGAGCUUCAAGAAUUAUACAACAAAACUCUGUCUAUUCGCCCCAAGCUGGUUAAACUCAUCGAGAAAUACAGUCUAAAGAAAGAGGAAUUGGUGGCAUUGAAUGAACAAUUCAUUCAAGCAAGAACUAUGUAUGAUCGCAUGCUUGGAAGUACGAUUGCAAGAUAUCCAACCUCGGCAGUGAACAACACGUACGCCAUGCCUCCAUACGGUGGUUAUGAAUCGACACAGCCUUACAGUCCAUCGGUAGAAAACUAUCAAGGUUACGGUGGUGGAGCACCUGCCCAACCUUACGGUCAUCGCGCUAGCUACAGUUAUCCUCAGACGUCGCCUUCGCCACAUCCCCAACAUCAAGAUCCAUCUCAAAUUCAGCCACCUGCUACCAUGGGUCCAGGACAAGUAGACUAUAGUGAUCCUGCUGCAUCGCAGAACUAUCAAUAUCCACAGCAGCCAUACUAUCCUCCCGAAUACGCAUCUCAGCCUCCCGCAGGUGCUGUUGCAGGUGUUCCUCCUCCCAUGGGGCCAGGCAAUCCAGACCAGCAACAACAACAACAACCACAACCAGCAUCCUAUCCACCUACGUCCAAUGCUCCUCCCAUGACCCCCCAACUUCAAUCCAACUACCCUUAUCAGCAGCCAUCGCCGGCACCUUAUCCGCCUUACGAUCCCAAUCAAGGUUAUCCUGCUGCGCCCAACGCGGCCAACGCAUACAGCUCACCUCCACCUGUAUCCGCCGUCCAGCCUCCGUAUACACCCACCGCGUAUCCGGCUCAACCACCGUAUGGCGGUGCAUAUGCGCAGCAGUAA
Messenger RNA from Radiomyces spectabilis, 1698 nucleotides. RefSeq lists its product as uncharacterized. Gene Ontology annotation, cellular component: ESCRT-0 complex. NCBI's taxonomy places the organism in Eukaryota, Fungi, Mucoromycota, Mucoromycetes, Mucorales, Radiomycetaceae. The record is from RefSeq and is a predicted model, not a curated record. The transcript is spliced from 10 exons. Gene Ontology annotation, molecular function: ubiquitin binding; phosphatidylinositol binding. Bases 1 to 1698 code for a protein of 565 amino acids. Gene Ontology annotation, biological process: protein transport to vacuole involved in ubiquitin-dependent protein catabolic process via the multivesicular body sorting pathway.